Anopheles stephensi (Asian malaria mosquito) is the source of this 5462-nucleotide messenger RNA. It is a transcript of the gene foi, whose product is annotated as zinc transporter foi. Lineage: Eukaryota; Metazoa; Arthropoda; Insecta; Diptera; Culicidae. Gene Ontology annotation, molecular function: zinc ion transmembrane transporter activity. Gene Ontology annotation, biological process: zinc ion import across plasma membrane; intracellular zinc ion homeostasis. Bases 869 to 3466 code for a protein of 865 amino acids. Gene Ontology annotation, cellular component: membrane. The record is from RefSeq and is a predicted model, not a curated record. The transcript has 4 exons.
GGUGAGGGGCAUUGUGCCGACGGGUAAAAAGAAAUGGAGUCGGGUAGACGCGGUUGUUGCUUCCAGGCCGGGUGAAUUGCCGCAGUGGCAUAGUGUGGCACAGCAAUUUUUUCCAUUCAUUUUCCCGAAGAAAAAACGCGCACCCAAAAGUGACCGAUUCCAGUGUGCAUCCUCGGCGCCAUCCUUCGCUUUUUUGUGGUUGCCGGCGGAAAAAGAGACUUCUCAGCCGCUGCAUUGCAUCCACUAGCGUGUGUGUGUGUGUGUGAGAGCAGGAACGUGUGUGCGAAAAGGAAGGCGAAAUCGUAAAGCAACAUCGCUGGUGCCGUCGUCCUGUGCGCCGCGUGCAGCGCACAAAGCACCAAAAGUGCAUAAUUUCACCGGCCAAUUGAAGCGACUCGACUGAUGGGUGAAAAAAUGGGAGCUGACAGUGUCCGCCUCGUGUAAAACAAUAAAUUGUGAUCGAUUUUAGGCGGCGGACGCGACAGGAACGGAAAGUGAAAGCAACUGGCAUCCAUGCAGUGACCAGAUGAAAAUUGAACAGUUUUCCGGUAGGAUCUUCUCGUAAGGACAAUAAAUGGAAUUGAAUGCUUACGGUAGCUGUCGGAGGGUACGGAGUGGAGUUUUUCGGAAAGCGAUUUGGUGAAACAGUGGGUACCGCGACUACUGAAGCAGAUUGUAAGCUACAAUCCGCUGCAUCGUGUGAUCAGCAGUGAUCAGGUGGUCCGUAAACUACGGUUUUACCUUACAACCCCCGGAAUCGGAACCACCGGCCCCCAAUUUGAUUGGAAGCAGGGUAGAUUAAAGCAACAUUACCCACCAGGAGACAGGUAGUUGGGGCCAAAGUCAAUUGAGCGGACCAACCGAGGAGAUGGUCCGUCACUUUAUGGCAGUGUGUGUCGUGUGUCUGCUGUGCGCAGAUCAUGUGCCCUGCAAGCAACACUUUUCCGACACCGAUGAUGGCAAACCGUCCGAAACCGCCGCUGGCCGGUCGGUUACGAUACGCGAUUUGCGACCGCUGAUCGGAUACGAUCUGACGGAUAUUGCCAACACGUACGAAGUGGUGCCGGCUGGCGACGAUUGGUGGAAUGGGCGAUUAGACCAUCGGAUAGUGAAGCGACACCAUCACCCGCAUAACCACCACCACCACGAUGAUCACGAUGAUGAGGAGGAGCAGAGCACGGACGAUACACCGACCGAGUUUGACCGUUUGAUGAAGGACAAGAUGGAUCAGGCGAUGAGGAAAAUUUUCACCGAGUUCGGCAAUCCGGCCUCGAUGACGAUGGAUGUGCACGGGUUCGAGCGGAUGAUGCGUCAAUUGGGCUUGGUUCGAUUAGUGUCGGGCGCAGCGACAGGUGACAGUGAACCACGAGUCCUGGAUGGAAGUGGUAGUGGUGGUGGUGGUGGUGGUGGGUCGGAAGCGAGCGAGUCGCCGGUGCUGGUGGAUUCACUGAAGUGUAUUAGCGGUAAUGAAUUUCUACGGCGCGUUACACCACCGAUGAUACGGUCCCAGGAGUGGGAAGAUGCAGCUAACAGUGAUAAAAGCAGUAGUACCGCCGUCGAGGUGGAAAAAGAAGGCAGCUACAGAGCAACGGUGAACGGCGACGGUACUUCCGUCGAUGGGCGUACCGUGAAGCAGGAGGAGGAGCAAGCAGCGAAGCUGAUUUUAUCAAUCGAUAAUACACAAAACGUUGGCUUAAGCAACAGCACCACUAAUAGUAGUAAUAGCAGUAGUACCAGUAGUAGCACUAAUAAUACAAACAGUAACGGCAGUAUCAGUGCUGACGAUCAGCUGCUCGUUCAAAUUGCGAUCCCGGAGGGGAAGAUCAAUGGUAGCGCGGGCAACGAAAGCACCACCACCACCACGGCAAGCUCCGUACGGGUAGAGUCAACGCUUGUGUUGGCUGAUCGCGAUCUGUACAACGUGUGUCCCAUGCUGCUGGGCCAUCUACUGUCGAGCGUACCGCAGGAACGGGCCGGUUGCUUCGGUGAGGAUAGCAUUCCACCGCUCCAGGUGAGCAGUUUGCUAGAGCAGAACGAUCCUCGCCACCAUCAUCAUCACCAUCAUCACCAUCACGACGGUGGUUCAUCGGAGGCGGCCGUCUGGAUCUAUUCGUCCAUCGCGAUACUGGGCGUCAGCUUGUGCGGGUUGCUCGGCGUUGUGGUGAUACCGUGCAUGGAAAAACACUUCUACCAUCACGUGAUACAGUUCCUGGUUGCGCUGGCGAUCGGGACGCUGUGCGGUGAUGCGCUGCUGCAUCUGCUUCCGCACGCGAUGCUGUCCUCGCUGUCGAACUCGAAUGCGGUGCACGACUCGAUGAUGUAUAAGGGCCUGGCGGCGGUGCUCGGCAUCGUGUUCUUCUACUUCAUGGAACGCUUCCUGACGGUGAUCGCGGAAUGGUGCAAAACGCGCCAGAAGAAGGAUAAGCCACCGUCGCGGGUGCGCGUGAUGCGUGAUCCGGAAUCGGCCUCGCUGCACGCGUCCAGCGCAGGGGAGAAACAGUGCAAACACAAGUACAGCUCCUACCCGUACUGUUACGACGAGAUCGCGAUGGACACGAAGGACGAUCAUCACGAGCACAACAACACGGGCACGACGAACGAAAACCACAACAGUGCGCUGGCCAAGUGCGCCAACCACCAUCACAAUGGGGAGCUGUCCGCGGACCAUAAUGCGGAGUACGCCGCGCUGAACAAUCGCCAGCAGCAACCGAACCACACGCACAGCCACCAUCAGUCGCGGGAGGAAACGAACGAUAAUAACACGGUGUCCACCAACCUGGACGAAGCGGGAUCGAUCGAGAGCGAGCAGGCAAACAAUCAUCACAACAGCGGUGGCCGGCACGGCAGCAAGUCGUCGGAACAAACGGCCAGCGGGAAGCUGCGCCCGGAGAACUAUACCAUCAUCUUGCGCGAGCACGAAACCAAACACCAUGGGCAUUCGCACACGCACGGACACGUUCAUUCGCCGCCCGGUUCGCUGUCUGCGGUCGCCUGGAUGGUGGUGAUGGGUGACGGAUUGCACAACUUUACCGACGGCAUGACGAUCGGGGCCGCGUUUGCGAACAACAUUGCCGGCGGCUUCUCGACCGCCAUCGCCGUGUUCUGCCACGAGUUGCCGCACGAGCUGGGCGACUUUGCGGUGCUGCUGAAGGCGGGCAUGUCGGCCAGGGAGGCGGUUUACUAUAAUCUGCUGUCCUCGGUGCUCAGCCUGCUCGGCAUGGUGCUCGGCAUCGUUGUGGGCCACCAGCCGGAAGCAUCUGGCUGGGUGUUUGCCGUUGCGGCUGGCAUGUUCCUUUACAUCGCGCUGGUCGAUAUGAUACCCGAGCUGACCUCGUCCCACGGUGCGGAAGAACGGUGCAAAACAUCGGAAUUUGUGCUGCAGUUCCUUGGGCUGACGCUUGGGUUCAGCAUUAUGAUGGUAAUAGCGAUGUACGAGCACGAUCUGAUGCUGCUGUUUGUCGAUUAAGUUGCAGUCGCGCGUGUGUGUAUAGCAGUGAGUCAAACGAUGAACUCAACGCAACUCCUCUCCCUGCCUAGCUAGCUAGCUAGCCGGGUGGUUUACGAUCAGUUCCUCGACGCAUAGCGUCGUCUUCGGGGGGAACGCUCGUCGGAGCGUCCCGUCUUGCAAGUAUACAUCAAGCGGCAGGCUUAACUCUCUUCAAGCUCGCCAGUUUCUAUCCUUUACCCUCACCUAGACGCGUCCUCGCGCGCCCAACAUACCCCUCCUUCGCCCCGCUCCCCCUCUCUCUGUGUACAGUUAAUCUAUUGGGAACGAUGAAAAGCAGUUUCUAGUAGAUACGGUAGAACAAGUUAGAAAAGAAAGAAACCGAACCUAAAGAAGGAAAUGCAAAACUGGCAAACAAUAUACAGUAAAUAGUAAACGCGCAAGGAAGAUGGAAAGCUUCUUCCUUGCGCGGUAAGAAUAAUGUGAUCGUUGCGCGAAAAGAAGAAAAUCAGUAGUAGCAUUGGGGAAUAUGCAUCUCCUUGUACGCUAAUAAUCUGUAGAAUGAAGCAAAAAAAGAAAACAUGGAACUGAAUCCUUUAACAAAAGCACACACACACACACACAAACUUACAGAAUCCGCGGGGUCUAUAUUCUAAACGUAACAGUCAGUCAGUAACAUGAGGAACGAUCCUUGUACAUCAGUAGGUCGCGAUUCUCGGUGUAUGGCGUGUAGAUAGAGUCCGGUGUGAAUGAGCAAAGGAAGCGUUGUAAAUGUAUCCCUCCUGUGCUCGCUCGGCCAACUUGAUCGUGUAAUUGUUUGGGUAGGGUUUUUUCCAUAUUUAUCCCCCCCCACCCCUUUUUCAAUAGACACAUACAUAUGUAGGCGAGUGGUUGGGUUUUCUAAACUGAACAAACAAUACCGAAUGCUUCUCCAAGCUCAGAUAAAUAACACGAAAAGUAUUACAAAAAAACUUAUUGCAUGUUACACACACACACAAAAAAGAACACACACCACAUAUUAAAUGUAUGUAAACAAAAAUAUAGAAUGAUCACGAGAGAGCGUACAACAGUACUAGUAGCAACGGUGGGAAUAUUCCACCAAACAACAACAAAACAACACCGUAAGCAUCCCUAUUGGGAUUUGGAAUAUUUUUUUCUGUUUUGAGUAAUUUUUACUUUUUUAAGUUCCGUUUUGCGCCUCGUCCCUAUCUGCCAGUAAUAUUUAAGGUUUUUCGCGUACCUUUUACUGCAAUAUCUUUGCUGCGCUUAGUAGUAUGUGUGUGAAUGGACUGCUGAUCGAUGGCAUUUUAAAAUUCAGUUGUUGCUAGUGUACCUUCUCCCGUUCAACAAAAAAAAACCUUAAAUUUUUCCAUCUUUUUCCGUCUAGAAAACGGUACUUAAAGGGUACUUCAAUAUAUGUACUUCUUCUUUGUUUUAAUCAGGCAAGAUAUCUUAUAGUUGAAGUAACCAAUUAUUUGGCCAAAUGGACCAGAAGUCGGGAAAAAAUGAUAUACAUAUAUCAGCUCCACUACAACAAACAGCUCUGUCUUAAUGAAGGCCGUUUCUCCUUAUCUGUACAUACAAUCCGGUCCAAAUAUGCAACUUUUUUUUUUUAAAGUUGGCAAUUUCACGUAACACGUGCUAGAAUAAACCCAUCGUCGAGAUGCGUUUGGCGCUUUUUACUUACCUACCACGUCUGUUCAAUUCGAACGAGCAGCAGCAUACACACAUUCAAACAAAGAAGCUGCACACAUAUGUGUCCCACUAUUGUCAGUAAGUAGCAGCGGGAAUCACAGCAUCAGCAAAUCAAUUAUACUGCUACACUAUUUCAACACACACACACACAUAGUCUUAAGUAGAAUAACCAAUUUUGGUAGUCUUUUGCGGUCGAUGUUUACGUUGUAUGUUUCGUUUUUCAUUAGGUUUUCUUAUGCGAUUUGUUUUCCCCAUUUUUAAAACGCUUUCGAAAACAGUGUAGCGGGCAAUAAAUAACAAAACUGAAAACGGAGUAACUAAA